AUGUAUAUUUGCUCCUGAUAUUAUUUAGUUAGAGAGAGAGAGAGAGAGAUGGAUAAUGAUAAUGUUAAUGGUAAUGUUGUUGGAGGAUCAGGAAAUGGAGGAUUUCAUGGCUAUCGCAGAUUCCCACAGCCAACCCCUGUCUCUGCCUCUACCCCUGCUACGGAGAUGAGCAUGGGACUGCCUCCUCAUCUUAAACAGGCCAAUACAAACAACAACAACAAUGCAGAAGAUUCUGAAUGCACCAUUCGGGAGCAAGACCGAUUCAUGCCAAUUGCAAACGUGAUCAGAAUCAUGCGCAGGAUCCUUCCUCCCCAUGCCAAGAUAUCGGAUGACUCCAAAGAGACCAUCCAAGAAUGUGUCUCUGAGUUCAUAAGCUUCAUCACUGGUGAAGCCAAUGACCGUUGCCAGCGUGAGCAGCGCAAGACCAUCACCGCUGAAGAUAUUCUUUGGGCCAUGAGCAAGCUUGGUUUUGAUGACUACAUUGAACCCUUGACUUUAUACUUGCAUCGUUAUCGUGAGUUUGAUGGUGGUGAACGUGGAUCCUUGAGAGGGGAGCCUUUGCUGUUGAAGCGGCCAAUGGUUGAUCCAGCUACAGGCUGCAGCAUGACGCCCUAUCAGCUGCCUCCUUUUCCUAUGGCUCAUCACCAUGGUUACUUUGCGUAUCCACCACCAAUGGGCAACGGUUAUAUGCAGGGCGAUGCAUCAAAUGGAAGCACUUCUCAGCCUGCUGUGGAAAGUGACGUUGAGUCUCACGCGGACGAGGGUAAGGAGUGAGUUUCUCUGCUGAAGGAUUAAGCUGCUGUUGAAACUUCAAGAGGGGUGAAGAAAGUAGACCGUCUUUUUUCUCAAUCUUAUUGGGAUGUUAUCUAAUUUGCUACCUAUGUUGACAAUCUAGGAUAGUUCUUUGCAAAGUUUAGGAACGUUUCUUUCGAACUAAGUGAGCCAAAUGGUGGCUUCCAAUUGGCUGUUUGUAUAUAUUUGCUGCCUGUCUAUUUUGAGUAUUUGGUUGGUGUUUGA
Messenger RNA from Lycium ferocissimum, 1017 nucleotides. Its product is annotated as nuclear transcription factor Y subunit B-6. Bases 49 to 774 code for a protein of 241 amino acids. Gene Ontology annotation, biological process: regulation of transcription by RNA polymerase II. NCBI's taxonomy places the organism in Eukaryota, Viridiplantae, Streptophyta, Magnoliopsida, Solanales, Solanaceae. Gene Ontology annotation, molecular function: DNA-binding transcription activator activity, RNA polymerase II-specific; RNA polymerase II cis-regulatory region sequence-specific DNA binding; protein heterodimerization activity. The record is from RefSeq and is a predicted model, not a curated record. Gene Ontology annotation, cellular component: nucleus; CCAAT-binding factor complex. The transcript is spliced from 2 exons.